Messenger RNA from Schistosoma haematobium, 4968 nucleotides. RefSeq lists its product as uncharacterized. Bases 687 to 1085 code for a protein of 132 amino acids. Gene Ontology annotation, biological process: mRNA 5'-splice site recognition; mRNA splicing, via spliceosome; spliceosomal snRNP assembly. Gene Ontology annotation, molecular function: zinc ion binding; pre-mRNA 5'-splice site binding. The record is from RefSeq and is a predicted model, not a curated record. NCBI's taxonomy places the organism in Eukaryota, Metazoa, Platyhelminthes, Trematoda, Strigeidida, Schistosomatidae. Gene Ontology annotation, cellular component: U1 snRNP; nucleus. The transcript has 5 exons.
UAUAGUUAUAACUAUACGAUUGAUGGUACAUCUCUUCUACGCGUUCAGUAACAUGAAGACUUAAGAGUAAUAAUAAGUCAUGACUUGAAAACAACUGCGCACUGCAACUCAGCUGCUGUCAAAGGUUUUCGUGCGUUAAGGUCACUUUCCCGAGUAUUGAAUCGCUUUGAUGAGGAAAUGUUUGCAAUUGUAUAUUCCAGCAGCAAGCUCAUAUCUGAUAAAGGAUACUAACUCACUUGAGCGUGUUCAGCAUGUGGGAGCGGAAGUAGUCAACGAUCGUUUUAAAUUCCCUUACGACGAGCGCUUAAAACGGCUAAAUCUUUUCCCUUUGUUGCAUCGUAGGAUACGAGGUGUCAUUAUGUCCUAUCUUUUUGCUCCCUUCAGCCUUAAUAAUCUCCGGGGACAUAGCAGAAGGGUUCCCAAACCACGAUCUAAUAAACUUAAAGUGGGGUCCCGCAUAUCUCAUCGAGUAACCAGUGACCGGAACGCCUUACUCGAUCAAGUGGUAUCAGCCAAAUCAAUGCAUGUUAUCAAAGAGAAGCUAGACCUUAAAUGGAAGGCAAUUUGUCAGGAUUAACACUGGUUCACUAACCUACUAUCUUUAUUACUGAAGACUGAACCAUGCAGUCAGAUUUUAACGUCUGUUGCGCAUAUUUUGAACAUUAUCGAUACUUGCAAGGUCAACUAUGCCAAAGUACUAUUGUGACUACUGUGAUACCUACCUGACUCAUGAUUCUCCAUCCGUGAGAAAAACGCAUUGUGGUGGUAGAAAUCACAAGGAUAAUGUAAAGGAAUAUUAUCAAAAAUGGCUGGAAGAACAGGUCCAAAGAUUAGUAGAUCACACAUCUGAAGCAUACAAGCAGGGUAAAAUGCCUCCACCACUAUUUGGUGCUGCAGCGGGAAUACCACCUCCUGGGCUUGGUUAUCCCCCUCGUUAUCCUCCUAUGAUUGGUGUUCCAACUGGCUUCAGACCACCCCACCCACUAGUUCCUCCACAGGGCAUGAUGAUUCCACCCAGACCACAGAUUCCAUGGCCUCAGCCAGGAGUUGCAGUCCCUCCGACAUACACCGUACCACCACAGUGACAUGAUAAAAUAACGAUCGUUUUCAAUAUGUCACUAUGUACAACCAUUAUGUAAUCGCUUAAAAUUCGAUUGUUUAUUGAAAACUGUAUUUUUCUAACCAGAUUUUUUAAAAUGUAGAUUUUUCACCGUAUGAUACUAGAAGUACCGGGUUCUCUGUGAUUCGCAUUCGUCAAGGAAUCCUUUCUGUAUCCAUUCUAAAAAAAUUCGAUUUUCUGGGAAAAGAUGCAUCAUGUUACUGCGACUCAUCUGUUUAACAUUCGAGAGAGGGAACUUCCGUUAUUAUUUGAAAUUUAGACUUUUUUGCCCAUGAUAACAUGAAUUUUUGAACCCUUUCAUAUUUGUCUUAAGUUGUACACUAACGAGUUAUCACUUCAAACGUUUCCGAGGCAGCUGGGGUUAUACUUGACAUAUAAAGGUUACAUGUGUUCUGACGGCGAAAACAUGUGAGCUGACUCGAUUUCUUCUGAUUACUUCUACUAAUGAAUUUGUUACCAUGGGCUGGAUCACUGUCGGAUAAUAAAAUGUCCUAAAUUCUUUAGUUGGGCAAUUUAAGAUCGGAUUUUCAGUUCUAUCGUUCCCAUAUUUAUAUUUUCGAACAAAAAACUGAAUAACGUUUGAACAUUGUGUACCAUUUUAGGGACGGAUUUACUUCAUUCAUCUGUCAUGUAUGAAAUCUUGAAUAUCUAGAGUCGCAGUUAGCAGUAUUUGGACAAAAUCUACCUAUAUUACAGAUUAGUGGCUUGCAGUGAAUAAUUACUGUUCACCAUACUACGGGCUCCUGGAUAUUUUAUUGGUUAAACGCAAUGAGCUUCCUUAGUUAUAAAACCAUAUCUUUAUUUACACAGCAGUUUUAAAGCUUUGAGUGUGUGCAGUGGGUCGAAGUACUCAGGGAUUGUUCAUGGGUUAUGCUGGUGCUCAUGGUUGUCUGAAACUUCUGUUAUUAUAUUACUGACAUGAAAUAGACUGGUUUCUGAUUGGAGAAUAGGACUUUGAAGGAUGUAGCUGAUCUGAAGCAAGGGAUAAAGUAAGCUAACAUGAAUGAAUUUCAGGGGUUUAAGAUCAAAGACAGGUAGUUGACUAUUAAAAACGGACAUUCGUAUGUUACUAAUAUCCCAUCAAACGUGUCUUUGAAGCAUUGGUCGUGUACAUUGGAGUCGUUGAGUAAGCAAUCCCCAGGUUGGUAAUUAGGUAUUAGGUUAGAAUGGCAGACCGAUCGAUGCGGUAGUAAAUCUUAAUCAACUGAGAUGGUUAAGACAUGCGUUAUUUAUACCAAACAAGCACAUAUUUCGACGUGAGAUGUUGGCUGGUGUGGCGGUAGAUUGGAACAGAGCUAGGUGCGAGCAAACGAAAACAUGGCAUCAACCUAUGAAGUCAUUGACAGUUAGACUGAGACAUGUCAACAACCGUUAACUACCCGGUCGGUGUCCGCACGAUUACCAUAACCAUUGAUUACAGAUUUUGAGUGACAUGGCUCGAAAUCGUUUGCAGCCGAGGGGCUUCCAUACGUUUCACUAGUAAACUACUUGGGUAACAGCAUGGUAAACCUAUUCUCAUUAAUGUGUGUAAUAAUAAUAACUACCAUUUAUCGUUUAAAUUUUGUUUUACGACAGCCUUCUGCAAUCAUUAGUCUCUGUUCAGUAAUAGAUCUACCAAUCUAGCUUUCACACAAUCAAACGAAAACAAAUAAGUCUUCUACUGGUUAUAAUGAAACUUUCCUCAUCGAUCUUGACUCAUUUUGGGGUUUUAGAAAAGCUGCAGCACACAUCUCAUUGGGACUUUAAGCAUGGCUAGUUAUCACGUGAUUUAUUUGCCAGUCGAAAUAUGACAUUUAAUUUUAGUGCUGUGCUAAACCAAUGACGUUCGACCGGUAUCGAUUUGCCCUAUAUGCAAGAAAACCAUACUUCGAUCCAGAUAUAGAUAAAAGCUGCUUGCGGUCCGCUAGAAGGGUAAAUCGAUGAACAAAAAUCAUUUUAUGAGAUUUCUUUACUGCAAAAACUAAAGCUAGUCCUUCUUUCUUAAUCUGACUAUAUUCGCUCAGUUGGGUAAAGAGUUCGGAAUACAUAAGCAAUUGGCUUUUCUUUACCAUCAGGAAAACGAUGACUGAUAGCAGCUCUAACUCUACAGUUGGAAGCGUCUGCGGCCACAAUUAUUUUAAAUUCUGGAUUGUAAUGGGUCAGCAACAGUUUAGAAUAGAAAUUUUUUUAUUUCAUCGAGAGAAUUCCGGCAUUCCCUUGUCCAGUACCAUGUUGAUUUGAUGGGUGUCGCAAUAUAUACAUAUAGGGUACGAACAUGCUAUAUAUCUCAUCAUCUCCAAAAGUGAACGAAGGGUUUCAACAUCAGUCAGUCUAGGCAUGUUUUUGAUGGCAUUCAUAUUAUCUGGAUCUGGCCGGCGUCCAUCUUUAUUAAGUACAAUCCAAGGUGUUUAACAGACUCGAGCAGGAAUUCACUUUUCUAGUUUUAACUGAAAACCAGCUUGUGAUAUUUUAGUGAGCACAAAGUCUAACCGACCCAUUAGUUUCUGAGCAGAAAAACAAAUAACUAUAAUAUCAUUCAAGUAAACUCCUACACCUUCGAGGUUUGACAUAAUAGUAUCCAUUAUCUGGAGCUGGCUUUACGCCAAACUGUAAUCGGUUAAACUGAUGGAGUUCACGGUGGUUAUUAAUCGUUAGUAACUCCUUUGAAUACUUGUCAACUUCCACUUGUAAGUAGGCUUCAGAUAAACCAAGUUUAACAAAAUAACCACAGUUUAGUUUAACAAAUAAGUCCUCUGGAAAAGAUGGUGGAUAUAAAUGAUAUUGUAAAUAAUCAUUUAAUCCUGUUGAAAAAUCUACAUAAGGGCGAAUAACUCAGUUCGCUAUCUGAAAUACAAAUGGUGCUGCCCAUGCCAAAUAAUUAAUAGGUUGUAUGACAGCGAGCUUUUCUAGUCGGUUUAAUUCUUUGUCAAUAGCUACAUAUGGGACUUGACGUUUUGGACGAAAAACAAGUUCUACAUCCUGUCGUAAGUAUAAUUUUGCCUUCGAAUUGUCCAGCAUCCCAACUUAUUCUGGAGCAAGUUUUUAUUUAUCUGCAAAAGGAAUUAUAUUGUUGUGGCUGUCUUAGUUACAUGAACGAUGGGUAAAUCUCUAGGACUAUUUGAGCUUUACAUCGUACAUAUUUCGCUCAAUGGUAUAUCUCAUAGAUUUAGUUUGUUUAUUCAAUUUAUACCAAUAAGGCCCAAAUGAUGUCUGUUCGUUAAAUGACAAUUUCCUGUGAAGUAGUUAUCUCUGAAUUCAACAGAGUAUUUUGUUGUUCCAAUAAUCAUUAAUAUGUCUCCAGAUGAAUUCCGAGCUGUGUGCUCAGCUGUCAAUACUUGUGGACAGCCAAUUAAAUUCCAUGUCCGUUUAGAGAUUGGUGUGAUAUCUGAUGCUGUAUCCAAUUGCAAUCGAAUGUGAACACGAUUAAUUCCACAUGCCGUCGUUUAUCUGCCAUGCUUAGAGCCAAUGUAGCAUAUAUAUUGUGGUGAGGACGCUUCGUUGGCUUUGAUCUCAAACUUCCUCUGAUUCGGCAGACUUUAUUGCAUACAGUGCAUGUAUGAUUUCUAAACCGGAAAAAUUUUAAAAAGUGCCAUGUGCCACAACACCAGCAGUCAGUUGAAAGUUUAAGAAUUUUCGAGUGAUAUUCAUAACUUGGUACUAUUUUGUCUUCGAGCUAUCUUAACAACAUGAACAGAAUGAUUAGAUGGCACCCCACUUUUGGUUUCCAGCAUAGCUGGAUCCUGUUUUAUAUUUAUUAAUCGUUGGCAUUGAGCAGUAACAUUUUGUAGUGUUAUUUCAUUAUCAUGUCCCAUAUGGGAUAACAAACCCAUGUGAAAAUCAGCGUCGAUGGGAGAGUUCAGAUCAGAAAU